UUGUUUCUCAUCUCUCAUGUGUCUCAUGUCUCUCAUUAUUUCAGUGUCUCAUUUCUGUUUGUCAUUUUUCUCAUUGCUUCAGGGACUAAGUUUUUCAUCUCUCAUGUCUCUUAUAGUUUCUCAUCGCUCAUGUGUCUCAUAGUUUCUCAUCUCUCAUGCGUCUCAAUGUGUCCCAUGUCUCUCAGUUUCUCACCUCUCAUGCAUUCCUGUGUGUCUCAAGUCUCUCGUAGUUUCUCAUCUCUCAUGUGUCUCAUAGUUUCUCAUCUCUCAUGUGUCUCAAUGUGUCCCAUGUCUCUCAUUGUUUCAGUGUCUCAUAUCAAUGUUUGUCAUUUUUCUCAUUACUUCAGUGACUAAGUUUUUCAUGUCUCUCAGUGUGUCUCAUGUCUCUUAUAGUUUCUCAUCUCUCAUGUCUCAGUGUCCCAUGUCUCUGAAAGUUUCUCACCUCUCGUGUCCCUGUCUCACUUCUCUCAUAUUUUCAUUUGUCUCAGUGUGUCUUACAUGUCUCAUUUUCCCAUGUAUCUGUGUGUCUUAUUGUCUCUUGUGUGUCCUUUAUAACUAAUCUAUUUCAUGUUUUUUCAUGUCUCACAUCUCUCAUGUCUCUGUGUGUGACAUUUGUCUCAGUUUGUCUCACUCUUUCUAACGUCAACUGUCUCGUGCAUGUCUUUUGGAUAUUUUCUUUUUAUUUAUAAAAAAUAAUGGAUGUAUUUGUUGUUUGAUCACUGUUGGGUUGAUAAAGUUAAAUCAAAACACACCCAGCUCCUUCACAGCCUGUUUGUUUCAAACCUUCAAACCAGAAUCAUUUACCUACAGCAUGGCCUCCAUCUUUUAUUGGCUCUUAUUCUGAAAGGGAAGUCUGAUUAACCCAUGUAAAUUCAGAUCUACACGUGGGGCCAGUUUGUGGUUCCAGUCUCUGCAGGAGGUGUCAGAAUCAUGUUUUCAGAUCUGCAGAGGACAGAAAAACAAAAAUAAAUGAAUAACCUCAGCUGUCAGUUAAAUGAGAGACGGACUGGUCUGUCUUGGUUUCUAUUGAGGGAGCUUCACGUCAUCAUCAUUUCCGAACUGGGUGGAGUCAGGACAGAGCUGGGAUCAGAUGGGACAUUACAGCAACGUGAGGUGGACCAGCAGCAGAUGGACUGCAGGCUGUAGGACCGUCUUUAGUUCUGGGUCAGGGUCAGAACUGCAGAUGCCCUCAGGUCACAUCGUUCACAGGAACUUCUGUGCCCCCCAUCAGUUCUCCUCUUCCUCUCACUGUGUCUCCUUCAUCGUCUAUGUAAAAGGAAGCAUUACAUCAUGCUCCUCUGAGAGAUGCUGCUGUUGCUAGGUUACCGCUGGCAGACUCCCACUUCCAUUUUUAGAAGGAUGCUGAGAGACGGAGAGGUGGGGGAGGGGAUGGAGACAGAGAGGCAUGGAGAUCAGAAAAAAGCAAAGAUUUAAAAAAAAUGUUGAGAAACUAAUAUUUUUUUCAAACAAAAGACCAUAAACUGUGAAAACAUCCCUCAGAAUCUUCAACACCAGCUGUGGAUCUGCAUCAGAAAAACAAGAUUCAUUUAGUUAUAUUUUUAAUAUAAUGAUUCAUAGCAUUACAAAAAUAUAAUUAAGACAUUUACAGCUGUUUAAUAUUCAAAUAACUGAAAAUAAAUCCACUUUGUGAAAUGCAUGCUGGGAUAUUUGUGUGUUCAUAAGAAAAAAAAUAAUAAUAAAACUUGACACUGAGUCUCAGACCAUAACAAACAGGAAGUGAUCUGAGGUCUACAAACAAACAGGAAGUGAUCUGAGGUCUGGAACAAACAGGAAGUGAUAUGAGGUCUGGAACAAACAGGAAGUGAUCUGAGGUCUGGAACAACCAGGAAGUGAUCUGAGGUCUGGAACAAACAGGAAGUGAUCUGAGGUCUGGAACAAACAGGAAGUGAUCUGAGGUCUGGAACAAACAGGAAGUGAUCUGAGGUCUGGAACAACCAGGAAGUGAUCUGAGGUCUACAAACAAACAGGAAGUGAUCUGAGGUCUACAAACAAACAGGAAGCGAUCUGAGGUCUAUAAACAAACAGGAAGUGAUCUGAGGUCUGGAACAAACAGGGAUUAAUUUGAGAUAUUUGGAGGGUCAUGACGUCGCAGGAGGAGGUUUCUUCCUUCAGGAGGUUCUUUCAGUAUGUGGAGGACAGCGGACUCCGAACCUAUGAUGGUCUAGUGAUCCAAAAUGCCUCGGACAUUGCCAGAGAGAGCGACCGCAUACGGAACCAGACCAACUGGACCUAUCUACAAGAGAAACACCAGAAGAAGAGAAGGCAGGAAGAAGCCAUCAAAAGGAUUGGUGAAGAUGUUCCCACGGCAGCAGAUGGAGCGUACGCUGGAAAACAUUUCAGGAUGGGCUUCAUGACGAUGCCAGCCCCUCAGGACCGGCUGCCCACGUCCGGCCAGGGCUUCGCUGUUCGAUCCCAGUCCCUCCACUCAGUGGGAGGAGAGGAAGACUCCAACCAGAGUCGCAAGCAGCCCCCACCCAAACCCAAGAGAGACCCCAACACCAAACUGAGCAGCAGCUCUGAGGCGGUGGAUGGARGCUGUGGAUUCUCCAGAAGAGAGUACCAAGAAACCAAAGAUGUGCCGGAGCAGGCGGAAGUUCGACGACAACUACAUACCGAAGACUCCAAAAAGAUGCCUCCACCCAAACCCAGACGAGAUCCCAACACUCAGCUGAGCUCCUCCUUCGACGAGUCCUUCAUCCGUAACCAUGGCAACAAGAAGUCUUCCUGGCAAGGGGACAAAUCCUCAUCUCCGGCAUCCAGAGACACUGAUGACGAGGAGCCGGUCUACAUUGAGAUGGUGGGAAACAUCCUGCAGGAGCUGAAGGGUCAGGAGGCCGUGGAAGACGAGCAGAGCGAGUCGGUGUACGAGGAGAUGAAGUACCCGAUGCUGGAGGACUUCCUGCAGGACGCUCAGUCGGCCUUCAUUGAUGCAGAAACAUGGUUGUCCCGAGGUUUGCUCUGUGACAUCCCCCCACCCUUUCCCAACCUCUUGACCCACCGCCCACCGCUGCUCGUCUUCCCACCUGCUCCGGCUCAGUGCUCCCCCAACUCCGACGAGUCCCCCCUCACCCCACUGGAUGUCACCCGUCUGCCCAUGUUGGACAACACCGGCUAUAACAAACCAGGUGGUGUUGAGCACCCACAGAGCUCCGCCCACCACCGCAAAGACAGGGACAGAGAUCGGGACAGAGACAGGGACAGAGACAGAGAUCGUGACAGAGACCGGGACAGAGAUCGCGACAGAGACCGGGACAGAGAUCGCGACAGAGACCGGGAUCUGCCUUACACCCACACUAUUACCUCCUCUGGUCGCUCGUCAGCUCCUCCUCUUCCAUCUAACUUCUACAAAUCAACUAGCUCCGCCCACAGUGGUCAAGGUUACCCUCGUAGCCAAUCGGCGUGUCCCUCUCCAGUCAGCAAGGGGCGGUCCUUGACUCCUCUGAGCUUGAAGAGGCCGCCGCCGUACGACACUCUGAUAGCUGGAGGGAGCAUGCCUCGCUCUUCGUCUUCAUCGUCAUCGUCCUCACAGAGGGCGAGCGAGGGCGGGGCUAAGGUCAGCAGCUCCUCCUCCACCCACAGCUCCAUGCACAACGUGUCAGUGAGGUCACAGACGCCAACAAGUCCGCUGGAUGAACUCAGCACCCUGUUUACAUCGAGCAAGCAGGCGAUGAGGAGGACGUCAUCAGGGAGGAAGAGCAGGGAGGGCGAAGGAGAGUCCAAGUCACUGCCGAGACACGACAGUAAAGACAGAGAAGGACAGUCGAGUCCAGUGUCCAGCAGGAUGGGGAGGUCGUCUGUCAGCCCCACCAUGAUGCUGUCAGGAGGAGGAGGAGGAGGAGAAACAAAAUCUGUGUGUAAACUGGGUCGAUCUGCUUCAACGUCAGGAGUUCCAUCACCAGGUGGGACACCACUGCGUCACCUGCAGGAGUCCCAUCAUCCCGCCCUCAGCCAGAUGCCCUGGCUCUGUGGUGAUGCCACCAUGAUGGAGAUGAUUGAGAAGAAAAGAGUUCUGUGUCGAGAGAUCAAAGCUCGUCAGCGGCCAGAGAAGAACCUGUGCAAACAGGACAGCAUGCCCAACCUCCCCAGCUGGAAGAGGAAGCAGCCGCCUCCAUAUUCGGCCCCGCCCACCACCUCCGGACACGCCACGGUGUUCUGGGACACGGCCAUCUGAGCGGCAGCAGGAAGCGGAACAGAGAUUUAUCAUGACGUCACCUUGUGCUUUUYUUUAAUCAUCUUCACUAAAAAUCUUUCUGGAAACCCAGAACCAGGUUUUUCUCAUCAGCGCCGUGUCUGUAUGUCUUUGUGUAUCAGUGACAGGUCCAGAUCCUGGUUCCAACCUGAACCAGAACAGUGGGUCUGAGUCUUCAGACGCUCCUUCUGGCAGCAGACUUGUCUAAAAGUGUAAAGUCCAAAUGUUCUCAUUCUGUCAUCAGACCAGAAAAUACAAACAGGUCUUUUUAUCAGGUGUAGCAGAGAUUUCUGUCAUCUUUUCUUUCCUUUGGAUCUGUAAAAGAGUCAGGUGUUAUUUUUAGUCUCAGUCGUGCAGCAGAAACUAUAAACUCCUCUGUGUGAAAAAGAACAAACAUGAUGCUCAGAUGUGUUUUUAUAUUUACAGAAAAGACCACGAUCGUCUGCGUACAGUGUAGUCGGAAUGUGAAUGUUUUAUAUUUUAAAAAUACUAUGAAGAUAAAAAUAUUUUAAAUUGAAAUAUUUUGGCAGAAUGUUUUAUGGUUUGUUUUGACCUUCAGCCUCAGAAAUUUACUUUUCUCUCCAGUUUGAAAAAUAAAUCUGGUUUCACGUUGAGAAUUCUGACUCUAGUUUGACUCCCGUUUGACUCCAGGUUGACUUUAGUUUGACUCCCGUUUGACUCCAGUUUGACUCCAGUUUGACUUUAGUUUGACUUUAGUUUGACUCCCGUUUGACUCCAGUUUGACUCCAGUUUGACUUUAGUUUGACUCUAAUUUGACCCUAUUUUUACUCUAGUUUGACCCGUCUCUAGUUUGACUCCAGUUUCACUCUAAUUUGACUCUAGUUUGACUCUAGUUUKACUCGUCUCUAGUUUAACUGCAGUUUCACUCCAGUUUGACUUUAGUUUGACUCUCGUUUUACUCUAGUUUGACACUAGUUUGACUCCCGUUUGACUCUGGUUUUACUCGUUUGACUCUAGUUUUACUCCAGUUUGACUCCAGUUUGACUUUAGUUUGACUCCAGUUUGACUCUAGUUUGACUCUAGUUUGACUCCCGUUUGUCUCCAGUUUGACUCUAGCUUGACUCCCGUUUAACUCUGGUUUGACUCUAGUUUGACUUUAGUUUGACUCCAGUUUGACUUUAGUUUGACUCCCGUUUGACUCUAGUUUGACUGGUUUGACACUAAUUUGACUCUAGCUAGACCCGUCUCUAGUUUGACUCCAGUUUCACUCUAGUUUGACUCUAGUUUGACUCUAGUUUGACUCGUCUCUAGUUUGACUACAGUUCCACUCCAGUUUGACUUUAGUUUGACUCUCAUUUUAAUCUAGUUUGACACUAGUUUGACUCCCGUUUGACUCGUUUUACUCUAGUUGACUUUAGUUUGACUCCCGUUUGACUCGUUUGACUCCAGUUUGACUCGUUUGACUCCCGUUUGACUCUAGUUUGACUCGUUUGACACCAGUUUGACUCCUGUUUGACUCUAGCUUGACUCCCGUUUUACUCUGGUUUGACUCUAUUUUGACUCGUUUGACUCUAGUUUGACUUCAGUUUGACUUUAGUUUGACUCCCGUUUSACUUCAGUUUGACUCUAGCUUGACUCCCGUUUUACUCUGGUUUGACUCUAGUUUGACUCCUGUUUGAGUCUAGUUUGACUCCUGUAUGACUCUAGUUUAACUCGUUUGACUCCAGUUUGACUCGUUUGACUCCUGUUUGACUCAUUUGACUCCAGUUUGACUCGUUUGACACCUGUUUGACUCCUGUUUGACUCUAGUUUAACUCGUUUGACUCGUUUGACUCCUGUUUGACUCGUUUGACUCCUGUUUGACUCUAGUUUGACUCGUUUGACACCAGUUUGACUCUAGUUUGACUCCUGUUUGACUCUAGUUUGACACCUGUUUGAAUCUACUUUGACUCUAAUUUGACUCCAGUUUGACUGCAAUUUUACUUUAGUUUAACUCCACUUUGAAACUAGAUUUUAAUUGGAUUUCAGUUUGACUCUAAUUUGAAUCUAGUUUGACUCUAGUUUGACUCUAGUUUGACUCCAGUUUGAAAGCCAAACUCAGCUCUAGUUUGACACAGGUGAUGAGUGUCUGCAGGUCAGAGGACAAUCAGGACCGGUCUGAUAAAUCCAUUUGGUUCUGAAAGCAUUUGAGAGGAAAGCAGGAAGUUACUGAGCAUGAUGAGAAGGACGCUCACAUUUGACUCGUCUGAAAUUGUUCUCCUCAGAAGCUCUGCAGGCCUCURAGAGACA
Molecule: messenger RNA, 6460 nt
Organism: Austrofundulus limnaeus
Lineage: Eukaryota; Metazoa; Chordata; Actinopteri; Cyprinodontiformes; Rivulidae
Gene: nyap2a
Product: neuronal tyrosine-phosphorylated phosphoinositide-3-kinase adaptor 2a
Exons: 8
Coding region: 2102-4192 (696 amino acids)
Biological process (GO): neuron projection morphogenesis; phosphatidylinositol 3-kinase/protein kinase B signal transduction
Source: RefSeq, a predicted model, not a curated record